This is a messenger RNA of Aegilops tauschii subsp. strangulata, 729 nucleotides long. The record is from RefSeq and is a predicted model, not a curated record. Lineage: Eukaryota; Viridiplantae; Streptophyta; Magnoliopsida; Poales; Poaceae.
AUGUUUGAUCCUGAAAUUGUGACAUCGAGCGACAUGAAGACUAUUGAAGAGAUUGCUAAGUUGGCAGACCAAACACAUUGUGCCCUGCGGUUGCAUAGCUAUACCGCGGAUGAGAAGUUGCUAGUGUACAAUUUCAUCCCCAUGGGUAGCCUAGCAAAAGUGCUCCACGGUGACGAAGAUUCUCGCCCAGCUCCGCUGGACUGGGAUCAGCGGUCAGCCAUCUCACUUGCUGCUGCGCGCGGUGUGGCGCCUAUCCACUUAGCUGGACCAUCCAGCUGCCAUGGAAAUAUCAAGUCUUCCAACAUCCUGCUCACCGGCACCCACGAUGCAUGUGUGUCGGAGCAUGGCCUGAUAACACUUGGCAUGUAUUCGAAUGACUCCGGCUACCGAGCGCCCGAGGUCACCAGCAAUAGGUGGGUCUCCCAGAAAGCCGAUGUGUACAGCUUCGGAAUCCUACUGCUGGAGCUUCUCACCCGCAAGGCUCCCGCAAAAAGCAUAAAGAAUGAGCAGGGAGUAGAUUUGUCACAGUGGGUGUAUUCCGUUAUGCGUGCGGAAUGGACGGCGGAGGUAUUCGACGUGGAGCUCCGAGGACGGGAGCAGAAGGACGGGGAACAAGAGUGCAUGUUGCGACUUCUGCAGCUCGCCAUACACUGUUGCAGUCAAGAUGCCAACUCUAGGCCUACAAUGUCUAAUGUUGUGCAGCAGAUCGAGGAGAUCCGACAAUCCUGA